Messenger RNA from Antechinus flavipes (yellow-footed antechinus), 2385 nucleotides. Its product is annotated as zinc finger protein 383-like. The record is from RefSeq and is a predicted model, not a curated record. NCBI's taxonomy places the organism in Eukaryota, Metazoa, Chordata, Mammalia, Dasyuromorphia, Dasyuridae. The transcript is spliced from 6 exons. Bases 231 to 2327 code for a protein of 698 amino acids. Gene Ontology annotation, biological process: regulation of DNA-templated transcription.
UACUCAUUACAGUAACUGCCUUCUGUACAGCUGUUCCGGUGAACUGUUAGUGUCCGGGAGAAGUCAGAGGGACCCCACCAAUCCAGGUGUCCAACCCCUGAAUCUGACUUCCCGCGGCGUGAUUGGGUCCGACGUGAUCUAGCAGGAGUGUAUCAUACAUCAGGAAUGUUGCAGGUAUUCAGGCUGAAAGGAAAUGGCUCCUUGCUAAGAACUCAGAUUUGAAGUCCCUAAUGAUGGUCUCUGAUGGAAAGAUGAUGACCUUGAAAAAGAUGAUGACUCUACGUCCCCAAAUCCUGGGUCUAUAUGAACAAGAUAAAUUACUGCAAGAUGUCCUAAAGGAAAGGGUAACUAUUCUAGAUAAAGAGAAAUUUAACCCUGAGGCUUCUCGCCAGAACUUCAGAUGUUUUCCAUACCCAGAAAAAGCUGGACCCCGUGAAGUUGUGAGCCAGCUCUGGGAACUCUGUCUUCAAUGGCUGAGGCCAGAUAUUCACACAAAAGAGCAGAUCCUGGAGCUGCUGGUGCUGGAGCAAUUCCUGACCAUCUUACCCAGUGAGACCAGAAUUUGGGUGAAGUCCCAGCAUCCAGAGAAUAUUGAGGAGGUGAUCACCCUGGUAGAAGAUUUGACCCAAAUGCUUGAGGAAGAAGCUCUAUGUUCUCAGGAUUCUGUCCUUCCCCAAGAGGGGAACAGAGAGAGAGAAGGAAUGUUGAUUGGGAUGCCAGUAACCAGAUCUCAGGCAUCAGUGACAUUCAAGGAUGUGGUUCCAGAUUUUACCUGGGAAGAGUGGACGCAAUUGAAUCCUGUUGAACAGGCUCUAUGCAGGGAAGUGCUGCUGGAGACUUACAGGAACCUACUUUUUCUUGGUCUUUCAACCUCCAAACCAGAUGUUAUCUUGAAGUUAGAGGAAGGAGAAGUACCAGGGGUCCUGGACAAUGAAGCCCGCAAAAGCAUCUGUUCAUAUUGGGAUACUGUGCCUGAAGCCAAAGAGUCAGUUACAAAAUGGGACACUUUUGUGAAAGAAUCAUCUCAGGGGGUUAUAAUGGAAAGAUCCACAAGGCCUUGCUCUUGGUACUCUGAAUUGGGAGAAUCCUUUAAGUGUUAUGAUACAUUAGUAAAGCAACAAAUCCACCAGGAGAACCUGGUAAAACAAUCAGUUGUCACACCUGAACAAACAUCAAGUAAGGAAAGAAAUUUUGAAAGAAUCGAUUUUGGGAAAAACUUCAGUCUAAGUUCAAUCCUAGUUGCACAGGACAAAGUUCCUGUAGUAAAGAGUUUCUAUAAGUGUGAUAUGUAUGGGAAAAGCUUCAAAACUGAUUCUUACCUAAUUAAAUCUUCAAGAAUCUAUGCAGGAAAGAAACCUUUUAAGUAUACUGAAUGUGGGAAAACUUUCAGCCAGAUUUCACCAUUUAAUGUUCAUCAGAAAAUUCAUUUGGACGAGAAACCUUAUAAGUGUAAUGAAUGUGGAAAAGCCUUCACCAAGCGGACAAAUCUUACUCAACAUCAAAAAAUUCAUUCUGGAGAAAAACCCUAUAAAUGUAAUGAAUGUGGGAAAACUUUUAAUAAACGGGCAAACCUUACUCAACAUCAGAAAAUUCAUUCUGGAGAGAAACCAUAUAAAUGUAAUGAAUGUGGGAAAGCCUUUUCCAUCAGAUCACACCUUACUCAACAUCAAAGAAUUCAUUCUGGAGAGAAACCCUAUACAUGUAAUGAAUGUGGGAAAGCUUUUACUCAGAAGACACAUCUUAAUAAACAUAAGCAUACUCAUAUUGGAGAAAAGCCAUUUAAGUGUACUGAAUGUGGAAAAGCCUUCAGCCUAAUUUCACAACUUAAUCUUCAUCAAAGAAUUCAUUCUGAAGAGAAUCCGUAUAAGUGUAGUGAAUGUGGGAAAGCCUUCACUGUAAGAUCACGCCUUGUUGAACAUCAAAGAAUUCAUGCUGGUGAAAAACCUUAUAAAUGUAAUGAGUGUGGGAAAGCCUUUACCAAGCGGGCAAACCUUACUCAACAUCAGCAUACUCAUAUUGGAGAGAAACCAUUUAAGUGUAAUGAAUGUUCAAAAGCUUUUAGCUAUAUUUCACAAUUUAAUCUUCAUCAAAGAAUUCAUUCUGGAGAGAAGCCAUAUAAAUGUAAUGAAUGUGGGAAAGCCUUUACCAAGCGGGCAAAUCUUAAUCAACAUCAGAAAAUUCACUCUGGAGAGAAACCCUUUAAAUGUAGUGAAUGUGGGAAAGCCUUCACUAUCAGGUCUCGACUUACUCAGCAUCAAAAAAUUCAUGCUGAAGAGAAACUUUAUGAACUAGGGAAAGUCUUUCCCACCAGGUCACCUCUUACUUAACAUCAAAGAAUUCAUAUUGUACCGUAACAUUAUUAAAAAAAAUGAUCAGAAAGACCUA